AUGAGUGACAAGGAUUCACCUCCUAAGGCGGCAGCCACGGCCCCGCAAUUUGACUCUCGAAUUGUCACCUUUGUGGUUGGACCUCGCAAGGUUCGAUUCGGCGUUCACGAAAGUACGCUCUCCCAAGCCGAGGCCGGCCACUUCUUUAACAAAUCUUUUACCAACGGCUUCCAGGAGACAAACACCGGAUGCAUGGAGCUGCCCGAAGAUGAUCCUGAACAAUUCCGAUGCUUUUUGAGAUGGCUCUAUGGCAUCUGGGUGCAGCCAAAUCAGCCCUUGAAUUGCUGGACAGAGCUCGACUUUUCGCAGCAAAUCAAGCUCUACGCUUUCGCGCACAAAUACGCCAUUCAUGCUCUCCAUAAUGCGAUCAUUUGCGAGCUGCACAGUACCGAGAUUAAGAAGAAGUGGGGUCACAUGGGCAUCCGUCGUGAAGAGCUCGAAUUCCUCGUGGCCAAUGUGCCAGAUGGAUCUCCCAUGCACAGACUCCUUGCGGAUUGGCUCAUCAAGGAUGAGUUGAAUGUGAUCUGA
Molecule: messenger RNA, 528 nt
Organism: Diaporthe amygdali
Lineage: Eukaryota; Fungi; Ascomycota; Sordariomycetes; Diaporthales; Diaporthaceae
Exons: 2
Coding region: 1-528 (175 amino acids)
Source: RefSeq, a predicted model, not a curated record